CAUGAUGCAGCGCGUCUGCCUGUCUCUGAGCCGCCAUGUUGUCGGAGUGAAAGCUUGGAAGUCUGGAAAGAGAACCGGGGUUGAAAUCUGCGACCAUCCGCCCUCUCCGCCUGCCUUGGUGGAAUGAGCAGUGUGUGUGUGUUGAAGGGUAAAGCAGUGCUCUGGCAGGACUCGUUCAGCCCCCACCUCAGAACUUCAACUCCCAGCAUGCCCGUGGUGCUGAGCAGCGGAGGACACGCCCCCCCGGCCGGACUGACCCCACAUGCCCCGUCCCCUAGCCAACAGGGCGUGGCGGGUGCGGGUCGGUCUCAGGAUGAUGCCAUGGUGGAUUACUUCUUCCAGCGGCAGCAUGGGGAGCAGCCUGGGAAACACCGCUGGCCCACUGGGGAUAACAUCCACGACAGCCAGGUGAGGUCGAUGGAUGAGCUGAACCAUGACUUCCAGGCUCUGGCUCUAGAGGGGCGUGCCAUGGGAGAGCAGCUUCUGACAGGUAAGAAGUUUUGGGAGAGUGAUGAAGCGGGGAAAGACGGACCAAAAGGGAUCUUCCUGGACCAGUGGAGGGACAGCGCGUGGGGGGCCACAGACCACUCGGUGUCUCAGCCAAUCAUGGUGUCCCGUCGGCCGGGCGGUGGGUUCCAUAGCGGCGGGGAGGUGGGCGGGUCAGUGAUGUCACCGCGGUCAGAGAGUGGGGGGUUAGGGGUCAGUAUGGUAGAAUACGUCCUCUCCUCCUCUCCCGCCGAGAAACUGGACUCCUGCCUCCGCAAGGGACCCUACGGUCCGAGGGAUGGAGAGGUGGAGGAGGAGAAUAGGGAGAAACCAAAGGUGUUUGAAGUAGAGAAACUCAAGGAGAUGGUCGAGGGUGAGGGUGAUGUCAUCAGUGAUGUCAUCAACCCUAAUGGGCUCCCUGUGCAGAACGGCCUGGACGUGGACGUCAAAGAGUACAGUCGUCAAGGCCAGAUGCCACCUGCGGGGCCAGACACUGACAUGAUGGGGGGUGUAGGGGGGUGUGUGGGUGUAGGAGGGGAGGGUAUGGUCCCCAUGGGAGGAGGAGGAGGCGGGGGUCCCAAACCCCAAGAGGACUUCUCUGGUGUGGAACAGGGUGUUACUAUGGCUACCAUGGAGUCUGUGAUGGAGCCUCUGCAGUUUGACUACAACUCCCAGAUGACCAUGGACUCACAGCCCACCGUGGGGCUGUUUGACUACAGCAACCAACAACAGUUGUUCCAGAGACCCAAUGCUCUAGCACUGCAGCAGCUGACAGCAGCUCAACAGCAGCAGUAUGCCUUGGCAGCAGCACAGCAAUCUCACAUUGGUCUGGCUCCCGCUUUUGUUCCCAACCCUUACAUCAUCAGUGCGGGUCCACCUGGAACUGACCCCUACGCUGCAGGACUGGCAGCUGCUGCAACACUGGGCCCAGCGGUGAUGCCUCCUCAGUACUACGGGGUAACUCCAUGGGGAGUGUAUCCAGCCAAUCUGUUCCAGCAACAGGCUGCAGCCGCCAGCAACUCAGCCAAUCAACAGGCUCAAGGACAGAACCAGCAGAACCAACAACAGGUGAUGCGUGGGGGCGGUAACCAGCGACCCCUGACCCCUAGCCAAGGUCAACAGGGUCAGCAGAACGACCAGCUGAUCUCCGCCGCAGCUGUCAACUCGGCGCUCGCCUUCGGACAGGGGCUGGCAGCCGGCGUGCCUGGCUAUCCCAUGCUGGCUCCAGCUGCCUACUAUGACCAGACGGGGGCGCUAGUGGUCAACACAGGAUCUAGGGGCGGACCCGUACGCCUCAUGGCCCCCGCAGGCUCUGUUAUUAUCUCUCCAUCCGCUGCACAAGCAGUGGCGGCUGCAGCAGCUGCAGGUGGUGGGGCUAAUGGCGGUAUGGGAGGUGGGGCCAAUGGUCAGUUCCGAGGCAUGCAAUCCCAGCAGCCUCAGCAGCAGGGGGGAGGGGCUAUGUCAGGAAACUCCUUUUAUGGAUCCUCCUCUCUCAGCAACUCCUCCCAAAGCUCCUCCCUCUUCUCUCAAGGUAGCCAAACAACGUACUGCUCCGCCCAGCCAGGCCCUGUCUCCGCCUCUCUGGGCUUUGGUCAGAGCAACUCUUCACUGGGAGCAACGUUGGGAGCUACGCUAGGAGGCUUUGGGACAGCAGUGGCUAACUCCAGCGGUGGCAGUGGUUCUCGUCGUGACUCUCUGACCGGCAGUAGUGACCUGUACAAACGCACACAGUCGAGUCUCACUCCCAUUGGCCAUGGGGGGUUCUACAACGGAACCCUGGGCUUUAGCUCCUCCCCCGGGCCUGUUGGAAUGCCCCUGCCCAACCAAGGCCCCUCCCAUUCCCUAACCCCACCCCCCUCUCUGUCCAAUCACAGCUCCUCAUCCAACCUCAACCUGGGAGGUCUGACCAAUGGCAGCGGUCGUUUCAUCUCUGCUGCUCCGGGUGCGGAGGCGAAGUAUCGCAGCGCCAGUUCUGGCUCAUCACUCUUCUCUCCCAGCAGCCAGCUCUUCCCGUCGUCACGGCUACGCUACGGAAUGUCGGACGUGAUGCCGUCAGGGCGGAGCCGGCUCCUGGAAGACUUCCGGAAUAACCGCUACCCCAACCUGCAGCUGAGAGAGAUUGCUGGGCACAUCAUGGAGUUCAGCCAGGACCAGCAUGGCAGCAGGUUUAUCCAGUUGAAGUUGGAGAGGGCCAGCUCAGCAGAGCGUCAGCUGGUCUUUAGUGAGAUCCUCCAGGCUGCCUAUCAACUCAUGGUCGAUGUCUUCGGAAACUACGUCAUCCAGAAGUUCUUUGAGUUUGGCAGUCUGGACCAAAAGCUGGCUCUAGCAGAGAGGAUCAGGGGUCAUGUCUUGUCUCUGGCCCUGCAAAUGUACGGCUGUAGAGUCAUACAGAAGGCCCUGGAGUUCAUCCCCUCAGACCAACAAGUUAUAAGUGAGAUGGUGCGGGAGCUGGACGGCCAUGUGUUGAAGUGUGUGAAGGAUCAGAACGGGAACCACGUGGUGCAGAAGUGUAUUGAGUGUGUUCAGCCCCACGCACUACACUUCAUCAUAGACGCCUUCAAGGGACAGGUGUUUGCCCUCUCCACCCACCCCUACGGCUGUAGAGUGAUCCAGCGUAUUCUAGAACACUGCCUUCCAGACCAGACCCUGCCCAUUCUGGAGGAGCUGCACCAACACACUGAACAACUGGUGCAGGACCAAUAUGGUAACUAUGUGAUCCAGCAUGUGUUAGAACACGGCAGAGCGGAGGAUAAGAGUAAGAUAGUAGCUGAGAUCAGAGGAAACGUUCUGGGGCUCAGCCAACACAAGUUCGCCAGUAACGUGGUGGAGAAGUGUGUGAGCCAUGCGUCGCGUGCAGAGCGGGCCGUGUUGAUAGACGAGGUGUGUAGCCUGACGGAGGGGCCCCACAGUGCCUUGUACACCAUGAUGAAGGACCAGUACGCCAACUACGUGGUUCAGAAGAUGAUUGAUGUGGCCGAACCAACACAGAGGAAGAUCGUCAUGCACAAGAUCCGGCCCCACAUCUCCACCCUGAGGAAGUAUACGUAUGGCAAACACAUCCUGGCUAAGCUGGAGAAAUACUACAUGAAGAAUGGAGUAGACCUGGGUCCUCUCUGUGGCCCUCCCAAUGGCAUCAUGUAAACUACUACCCCUACACCCCCUUAUUCCUUACACCCUUACACCCUAACUCUUACACCCUUACACCCUAACCCUUAAGGACAAGACGGACCAACAGGAACGUCAGCCGUGUGCAGUAGAUCACCUGCUGGGUGUCGAGGAAUGGUGGCCAUUCAACAUAAAGGACGGCCACCCUCUGUGCACAGCUGAAGUUUUAUUGGAAUGUCUUGUCUUCUGUACCAUAACCCCUGGCCUAUACCCUACAUGAAGAACGGAGUGGCCCGCCUAAUGGCAUCAUGUAAACUACUAUCCAUAUUUACCCCAUUAUUCCUGACACCCUUACACCCUAAACCCUAUACCCCCUCCUCCCCUUUAUUCCCCUCCUAAUGAGAUAAUGUAAACUACUAUCCUACCCCCCAAUGAUGACAUGUAGAACCCUCUUUACCUACUCCAACCCCUCCUGCUCACUCUUAUCCCCAUGGUAGCCCAUUGGGAGUGGCCUGUCUAAACAGGAAGCCUUGGUUACUUUAGCCCCUCCCCCAACCCAAGUCCUACUCUGCUAUAGUGGAGCUGUUUAGGGGGAGGCAGAGGGGUGAGGGGGAGGUGAGAUGCGUCCCACCCCUCCAUUCCUUCUCCCUUUUUUUGUUUUCCUUUAUUCGUCUUUUAAAUAAAUUAGAAUCAUUUAACUUUUUUGCUACUGCUGCGGGCCACACACUUCUAUGUCCUAUCGCUACUAUGGGAUGGAACGAACGUAUUUAAUUUGUCUGACGUCGUCACCAAAUCAGUCACACACACCUUACAAUAACAGACACGCACACCACACACACAUGCUACUCACCACACACACACGCACGCCAUGAGCUUACCAGCACACAGAUCAUUUAGCAUGGGAGAUUAGUUUCCGGUCUUGCUUCUAUAUAUAGCGUGUAUACUUGGUGUAGACCUUUGCAUAUAUAUAUAUAUAUAUAUAUAUACUUUGUAGUUUUUCUGGUUUUUGAUGUUGAAUCUGUAUCUAUAAUGUAUCCUAGUAGUGAACACAAUUUCUGACUGUAUAAUUGUACAUUUGUAAACCCUUGUAAUGUAAAAGUGAUUUACCACCCUUUUUGGUAUCAGACUAUAUAAAAAAAAAAAAAAACUCACGCAUAAAACACAUCUUAGAAAAACUCUUGUGCAUUUCAGUGUAUAUUCUCACCUCAUUGGUUGUGACAUAUGAGUUGUUGUAUAUUGUAAAUUGUAAUAUCAAUUUUUUGUUUUGAAAAGCCCUUUCUAUACUGCGUAGUACUUGUAUAAAGCCCCCCAACGCUCUGGUUUGACCUUCUACGCACUGCUUCAAUAGAAUUCACCACCUCCUCCCCAACCCCUGAACUACACCUCCCCAACCCCUGAACUAUACCACCACCUCCCCAACCACCGAAUUACACUGCAAACGUGGCGUGUCCGUUUACUAAACAUCCUUAAGCCACAGAUGAAACAAAUCCAGUGAAAUCAACGAGACGUGCUACACCAACACGUCAGUUGUGAAGCGAGUCUUUUUAUACUUCAAGUCUAUUUAAAACGCAGAGAGAGACGUGGCGUCUGACUGAAGUGUAAACAACUGAUAAAGUGGUUUCCACCUCUUGUGUAGCAGUCAAAAAACAUUACGCUUACGGAACACGCAAGACGUUUGCAGUGUAGUUUGGGGGUUGUUACCACCACAGGGGACACACUGUUAGUAGUAGUCAUGUCUGCUUUAACAUGAAGCUGUAUUUGUUUUUUAGAUAUUUUAUAGGAAUGCUGAGGGGAGGGGGGUGAGGGGGUAUGAGUUUAAAGGUUGACGCUGUGAUAUGACAUCGUACACAAUGGAGUGACUUCCUGCUUGCAGACAUCAACAAUGACCUAUUUCAAAUCUGCCAAGACUAUCACUAUUGGCUCUUCUCUUGAGGCAUGAUAUAUUAAUUGUGUUGUUAUGUCUCGAAGAAGGAAGUAGCUCCACUGUGUACUGUCAUCUCUGAGUCUACCUCAAACCCCUCUAUCCGCCCAUUCCCCCCCUCCUCUCUCAGGGGGGGUAGAGUGAAACCAUGGGUUGUACAGAAAAGAGGAGUGGUGUGUUUUUGUUUUUUGACCUAUAAUAGUCCUGUAAAAGUGAUGUAUCAUAUCAUAUAUCUCCAUGUCCCCCGGUAAAGACCGGGUGUCGCCUGUCUUGCCCUCUGUAACCAUGAUUACCAUUGUGGCAGACGGCAGCGACGUGGUGUACAUUUGGGGCACCGAGCCUUGUGUAUAUGAAUAGGAGCACCACCUGUAACCAUAAUGUGUAUAGUUAUAACAGAAACCUGUGUAUGUUUAUUGCCUGGGCAACUAUUUUUUGUAACUCCUGUUGUAGAUUGUCUCUCUAAACAAUGAUGUGUGAGUCUUUAUUUUGAAACAAAACUGAACAAAAAAACACUCAAAAUUUGAA
Molecule: messenger RNA, 6037 nt
Organism: Coregonus clupeaformis (lake whitefish)
Lineage: Eukaryota; Metazoa; Chordata; Actinopteri; Salmoniformes; Salmonidae
Gene: pum1
Product: pumilio RNA-binding family member 1
Exons: 24
Coding region: 124-3627 (1167 amino acids)
Biological process (GO): regulation of mRNA stability; miRNA processing
Cellular component (GO): cytosol; cytoplasm
Molecular function (GO): mRNA 3'-UTR binding
Source: RefSeq, a predicted model, not a curated record